AUGCCUACAAAAAAACAAAAACAACCCGUUCUUAUUUAUGGUGUUCCUGAAGAAAAAUCCGCCUCGCUAAACAGUUUCUUUCGACUUCUAUCGCCCUCUCUUUUUUUUUACCCGCCAAAGCGAAAUCAAUUAAUAAUGCCACGAGCAUCAAAACAAAAAGAUCCAAAUGCACCAAAACGUCCAUUAUCAGCAUUUUUUAUUUUUUCACAAGAUGAAAGACCUAAAAUAAAAUUACAAAAUGCUUCAUUAUCGGUUGCUGAUGUUGCUAAAGUUAUUGGAGAAAAAUGGCGUGCUGCACCUGAUGAUUUAAAACGUAAAUAUGAAAAAGCAGCUAAAGAAGCUAAAGAACGUUAUGAAAUUGAAUUACAAGCAUACAAGAAAACUGCUGAAUAUAGUCAAUCGAAAGCUCGAGCUUAA
Molecule: messenger RNA, 417 nt
Organism: Rotaria sordida
Lineage: Eukaryota; Metazoa; Rotifera; Eurotatoria; Philodinida; Philodinidae
Source: the annotation of a GenBank genome assembly